UGCUUUGACUCUGGAUGCUACUGCAGAGGCAGGGUUGCCAGCAAUGUCUCAGCCUGCAUUGCUGCUUUCCAGAGCCACAGAGCCGUUCCGCUGAGACAGUGUACCUAGCCAGAAAGAUUUAGGGGAGGCUGUUUCCUAAAAGAGUGAUAGCUGAAUGGAGAAAACCAAAUUAAAAAAGAGCUGUUUGGCCGCAUUCCUCCAAUGACUAGCAUAAUUGUACAGUGCAGAGAGAGUCAGCCUGUAGGAAGUUAGGGCAAGGGGGAGGGGGCAUUGUCAUCUUUGAAGAGUCAUUUGGAGCAGUUCAGUUGGGCAUUAAAGUUUGUGUGGGAGUGUUUUCCCUUUGUCAAUAAUUAAUCAUUAGGCUCAGCCUAACAGGAGCUGGUUCUAAGCAAUAGAGGCUGGGGUGGAGCUGUAAGAAUCCUAGCUCAGAGACGGUCAGCAGCGCUCUAUGCAGUGAGGAGUCACACAGCUCAGCAGAUACAGCUCACCCUACCCAGAACAAGAGGAACAGCCACAGAAGGGAAAUUGCAGCUUCAUCUAUAUUUUACAGAGGAAAGAAAUCUAUUUUUAAGAGAACUCCCAACAUUCUGGAAAUUUUUCCACCAAAGGACGCUAUUAAUUCACCCAGCAUAUUCUAAGGUUAUUCUUCCAGAACCAGAACAAAAUGGAUUUUAAGAGGGUGAAGGACUACAUUUACUGGCUUUACUAUCAAUACCUCAUUAUUACCUGUUGCUCUGUCUUGGAACCAUGGGAACAAUCCAUGUUCAACACCAUUUUUUUCACCAUUGUUGCCAUGGUGAUAUACACAGCCUACGUCUUCAUUCCGAUCCACAUCCGUCUGGCUUUGGAGUUCUUCUCAGAACUAUUUGGAAAUCAAAGUACAACCUCGGUUUCAAACUGACUUUACCUAAACGAAGUGGCCCCAGCAUCCUGAACCCUAUGAAUUCCCAAUGCAAAGUUGAAUAUUGCUUAAUAACGAGCUCAUUGUUGCAAAAAAUUGUGCCUCUGACCUGAAAAGCAGAAUUUUCUCUAAGUAUUGCUGUGCAAUUGUUGUGUUUUUUUAAUAAGAUGCAUAUCUCCUUAUGUUCUGGUGAAAAUCCACUCUAUGCACUUCAUUCAUUCAUUCAUUCAAUAGUAUUUAUUGAGCGCUUACUAUGUGCACAGCACUGUAC
Ornithorhynchus anatinus (platypus) is the source of this 1172-nucleotide messenger RNA. It is a transcript of the gene SPTSSB, whose product is annotated as serine palmitoyltransferase small subunit B. NCBI's taxonomy places the organism in Eukaryota, Metazoa, Chordata, Mammalia, Monotremata, Ornithorhynchidae. Gene Ontology annotation, biological process: ceramide biosynthetic process; endoplasmic reticulum organization. The transcript is spliced from 3 exons. Gene Ontology annotation, molecular function: serine C-palmitoyltransferase activity. The record is from RefSeq and is a predicted model, not a curated record. Gene Ontology annotation, cellular component: serine palmitoyltransferase complex. Bases 665 to 901 code for a protein of 78 amino acids.